Molecule: messenger RNA, 1032 nt
Organism: Verticillium dahliae VdLs.17
Lineage: Eukaryota; Fungi; Ascomycota; Sordariomycetes; Glomerellales; Plectosphaerellaceae
Product: cytosolic Fe-S cluster assembling factor NBP35
Exons: 1
Coding region: 1-1032 (343 amino acids)
Biological process (GO): iron-sulfur cluster assembly
Cellular component (GO): cytosol
Molecular function (GO): ATP-dependent FeS chaperone activity; 4 iron, 4 sulfur cluster binding; ATP binding
Source: RefSeq, a predicted model, not a curated record
AUGGCGCCCUCUCUGGAGGCGCCGCUAGAGGCGCCCGAGGCCGUGGAAGACGUCAUCGCCAACCCGCAAAAGCCGUCGCUCGUGGCCCCCGAACCAGAACACUGCCCGGGCCCCGAAUCAGAGCAAGCCGGCACGGCCGACUCGUGCGCCGGCUGUCCCAACCAGGCCAUCUGCGCGUCGGCGCCCAAGGGCCCGGACCCCGACAUCCCCAUCAUCUCGGCGCGCCUCUCGGGCAUCAAGCACAAGAUCCUCGUGCUCAGCGGCAAGGGCGGCGUCGGCAAGAGCACCUUCACGGCGCUCCUCGCGCACGCCCUCGCCACGAACCCCGACUCGUCGGUCGGCGUCAUGGACACGGACAUUUGCGGCCCCAGCAUCCCCAAGAUGCUCGGCGUCGAGGCCGAGACGAUCCACGUGUCCGGCGCCGGCUGGAGCCCCGUCUGGGUCCUCGACAACCUCGGCGUCAUGAGCAUCCAGUUCCUGCUGCCGUCGCGCGACGACGCCGUCAUCUGGCGCGGCCCCAAGAAGAACGGCCUCAUCAAGCAGUUCCUCAAGGACGUCGAGUGGGGCGAGCUCGACUUCUUGCUCGUCGACACGCCCCCCGGCACGAGCGACGAGCACCUCAGCGUCAACUCGUUCCUCAAGGAGAGCGGCAUCGACGGCGCCGUCAUGGUCACGACGCCGCAGGAGGUCUCGCUGCUCGACGUCCGCAAGGAGAUUGACUUUUGCCGCAAGGCCGGCAUCCGUGUCCUCGGCCUCGCCGAGAACAUGAGCGGCUUCGUGUGCCCCAAGUGCACCGGUCAGAGCGACAUCUUCCGCGCGACGACGGGCGGCGGCCGCGGGCUGGCCGCCGAGAUGGGCAUCCCCUUUCUGGGCAGCGUGCCGCUGGACCCGAGGAUAGGCAUGGCGUGCGACUACGGCGAGAGCUACUUUGACAGCUUCCCCGACAGCCCGGCGUGUCUUGCUUUCAAGGAGGUCGUCAGGAACGUGAGCAGGCAGAUUGGACUGGAUCCGAAGGACGUCCUGCCUGAAUAG